Pistacia vera is the source of this 2183-nucleotide messenger RNA. Its product is annotated as indole-3-acetic acid-amido synthetase GH3.6-like. Gene Ontology annotation, molecular function: indole-3-acetic acid amido synthetase activity. The coding region runs from base 95 to 1960 and encodes 621 amino acids. NCBI's taxonomy places the organism in Eukaryota, Viridiplantae, Streptophyta, Magnoliopsida, Sapindales, Anacardiaceae. The record is from RefSeq and is a predicted model, not a curated record. Gene Ontology annotation, cellular component: cytoplasm. The transcript has 3 exons.
UCAAUCAAUCAAUCCUCUUUCUCAAGUGUUAAAACCACACACAUUUCUCCAGUUUUCUUCUCUAAACAAUCUCUUUCUUUGGUCUGAACACACCAUGCCUGAGGCACCAAAGAACUCAGAUUACAAUCUUGUAGAGAAGAACAAGAAGAGCCUUGAGUUCAUUGAAAAUGUUACAACAAACGCUGAUGAGGUUCAGAAGAAGGUUCUUGGAGAGAUCCUCUUUCGCAAUGCCCAUGUUGAGUAUUUGCAUAGACAUGGCCUUAAUGGUCACACUGAUAGAGACACUUUUAAGAAAGUCAUGCCAGUCAUCACUUAUGAAGAUAUCCAGAAUGAUAUCAAUCGUAUUGCCAAUGGAGAUACCUCUCCAAUUCUCUGUUCUAAGCCCAUUUCUGAGUUUUUGACAAGCUCUGGGACAUCAGGAGGGGAGAGAAAGUUGAUGCCAACAAUUGAAGAAGAGCUAGAGAGGAGGUCUCUACUUUAUAGCUUAUUGAUGCCUGUAAUGAGCCAGUAUGUUCCUGGUUUAGACGAAGGCAAAGGAAUGUACUUUUUGUUUAUAAAAUCUGAGGCCAAGACUCCCGGUGGCCUUGUGGCUCGCCCAGUUUUAACGAGCUACUACAAAAGCUCUCAUUUCAUAAACAGGCCUUUUGACCCUUCGACAAACUACACUAGCCCAAAUGAAACCAUUUUGUGCCCAGAUUCCUACCAAAGUAUGUACUCUCAACUGCUUUGUGGCCUUUGCCAGAACAAAGAAGUCCUUAGAGUUGGUGCUGUUUUUGCCUCUGGGUUCAUUAGGGCGAUCAGAUUUCUUGAAAAACAUUGGCCUCUUUUGGCUAAUGAUAUUAGAACUGGCACCAUUGACCCCCAGAUCACUGACCCAUCUGUCCGUGAAGCAGUCACGAAGAUCCUUAAACCAGACCCAAAACUUGCUGAUUUUAUUGAAAAUGAGUGCAGUAAGGUUUCCUGGCAAGGGAUCAUAACAAGGUUAUGGCCCAACACUAAGUAUGUGGAUGUUAUUGUGACUGGGACCAUGUCACAGUACAUCCCAACUCUUGAUUACUAUAGCAAUGGUCUCCCUCUUGUUUGCACCAUGUAUGCCUCCUCCGAGUGCUAUUUUGGUCUCAACCUUAACCCUCUUUGUAAACCAAGUGAAGUUUCCUACACCCUUAUACCAACAAUGGCCUAUUUUGAGUUCUUGCCGGUUCAUAGAAACAAUGGUGUCACUAACUCUAUUUCCAUGCCCAAAUCACUCAAUGAGAAGGAGCAAAAAGACUUGGUGGAGCUUGUUGAUGUCAAGCUUGGCCAAGAAUACGAGCUUGUAGUCACCACUUAUGCAGGACUUUAUCGCUAUAGAGUUGGUGAUGUGCUGAGAGUGGCUGGAUUUAAGAACAACGCACCACAAUUCAACUUCAUAUGCAGGAAAAAUGUGGUGCUGAGCAUUGAUUCAGAUAAAACUGAUGAGGUUGAGCUGCAAAACGCUGUCAAGAAUGCAGUGAACCAUUUGAUGCCCUUUGAUGCAACUCUUGCUGAGUACACAAGCUAUGCAGAUACCACAACAAUCCCUGGUCAUUAUGUGUUAUAUUGGGAAAUUACCCUCAAUGGGACAACCCCAAUUCCUCCCUCAGUCUUUGAGGAUUGUUGCUUAACAAUUGAAGAGUCACUCAACAGUGUAUACCGCCAAGGCCGUGUGUCAGAUAAGUCAAUUGGACCUCUUGAGAUAAAGAUUGUUGAGCUAGGGACUUUUGAUAAGCUCAUGGACUAUGCCAUUAGUUUAGGUGCAUCAAUAAACCAGUACAAGACCCCAAGGUGUGUGAAAUUUGCACCCAUUGUUGAGCUUUUGAACUCAAGGGUUGUUUCAAGCUACUUCAGUCCCAAAUGUCCCAAGUGGGUUCCUGGUCUCAAGCAAUGGAACAACAGAGCAACUACAAGAAUUGAAGAAAUCAAUGGCAAGACUACUCUUUGAAUCUUUAGUAUUAGCUUUUCAUGGAGGUUCACAAGAACUGUUUUCGUGAUCAUCUUAGGAAAAUGUUAAGCAUCCUUUUUAGGUUAACCCCAUGUCUUUAAUGUUUUUCUUUUUUCUUUUUUUUAACUGUUGUUUAUGAUGCAUAGGGACUAUAGUCUUGUACAAAAACGGUUCCUGUUUCAAGGAAAGCUUUUAAAUUUCCACUUCUAAUUGAUUGGGCUCU